Molecule: messenger RNA, 1348 nt
Organism: Glycine soja
Lineage: Eukaryota; Viridiplantae; Streptophyta; Magnoliopsida; Fabales; Fabaceae
Product: protein DJ-1 homolog D-like
Exons: 5
Coding region: 109-1272 (387 amino acids)
Source: RefSeq, a predicted model, not a curated record
AUGAUCUCAUCAUCAUCAUCUUCCAAUCCUUUGUUUACAUCCAAUGCUCUCAUUCUGACUCUGAAUCCGUGAGAAAGUGUUACGUAGUAGCGAGCAUUAAUAGCAUGCAUGGCUUCUAAAAGGAUUCUUCUCCUUUGUGGGGAUUUCACUGAAGACUAUGAAGCCAUGGUUCCAUUUCAGGCAUUGCAGGCCUUCGGUCUCACCGUUGACACCGUGUGUCCCGGAAGGAAAGCCGGUGAUGUCUGCCGCACCGCCAUCCAUGGAAUUCACGGCGACCAGACUUACUCUGAGAUGAUUGGUCACAAAUUUGUACUCAAUGCAACGUUUGAUGAAGUUGAUGCUUCAAGCUAUGAUGUGUUGUGGGUGCCGGGUGGCAGGUCUCCUGAGUAUCUUUCUCGUGUUCCUGGUGUUCUGGAACUGGUGACCAAGUUUGUAAGUUUAGGAAAACUAAUUGCUAGCACUUGUCAUGGACCUUUGAUUCUGGCAGCUUCUGGAGUGCUUAAAGGUCGCAAAUGCACGGGUUUUCCUUCUCUUAAACCAGUGUUGGUUGAUGCUGGAGCUGAUUGGGUUGAUCCUGACACCAUGACAACAACAGUGGAGGAUGGUGGAUUCAUUACUUCAACUACUUAUGAAGGGCAACCGGAGAUUAUUAGCCUUCUUGUGAAGGCAUUAGGAGGCAAAAUAAGUGGCACCAAAAAGAAAAUUCUCUUUAUUUGUGGGGAUUUCGUGGAAGAUUUCCAGGCCAAGGUUCCUUUUCAGUCCCUUCAGUCUUUAGGAUGCCAUGUCGAUGCAAUUUGCCCCUCAAAGUUUGCUGGUGACUUUUGUCCAACUGCUGUUCAUGAUUUUGAAGGAGAUCAAACUUACAGUGAGAAGCAUGGGCAUCAUUUUGAUUUAACAGUAGCCUUUGAUGAUGUGGAUCCUUCAGACUAUGAUGCUCUUGUCAUCCCUGGAGGUCGAUCACCUGAGUAUUUGUCAUUGAUGGAUCCAGUCCUUGACUUGGUGAGGCAUUUCUUUUUAAACAAUAAGCCAGUGGGGUCUAUCGGUCAUGGCCAACAGAUUUUAGCUGCUGCUGGUGUUCUAAAGGGAAGGAAAUGUACUGCUUAUCCCGAUGUGAAGCUUCAUGUGGUUCUGUCAGGAGCAACAUGGCUGGAGCCUGACCCCAUAAGCCGUUGCUUCACUGAUGGAAAUCUAGUUACUGGAGCUGCAUGGCAAGGGCUCCCUGAGUUCAUUGCUCAGCUGAUGGCACUACUUGGUAUUCGAGUAUCUUUCUAGAUGCACUUUGUGCUGUAAUAAAUUAUCAAUGAAUAAAAAUUGGUGGUUACCAUAUGCAUUUUGUAUCAAAUAUUAU